AUGGACAACCUACCAGGAUCAAGGAGCAUCCUCAAGUCGCUGGCCUCGACGACGCCGAGCCCACGCCGCCCCGACGCCCGCCAGGUCGCCAUUGAGCACGCCCGCAUCCUUCAGCAGCGCAAAGACAUGGAGGCCAGCAUCCUUGACGAUCUCAUCCUCCUGUCCGAGUACCCCCAACACACGACGGACCCAGCCAACCCCGACCCCCGCGACGUCGCCGACUUCAAGGCCCAUGUUCGCCUCUUCCAGCCCUCCGACUACGACGACCUCAUCGAGGAGCGCAACGUCAACGGCCUGUGCGGCUACACGCUAUGCGGCCGACCCAGGCGCAAGAGCGGCCCCGGUGGCGAGUGGACCAUCUCGGCCUCGAACCAGAUUGUCCGCCGCCGUGACAUCGAGAUGUGGUGCUCGCAGCGGUGCGCUCGGCGCGCACUCUACGUCAAAGUCCAACUCAACGAGACGGCCGCCUGGGAGAGGGCCGGCAUCCCAGACAUCGAGAUCGACCUCUUUGAAAGCAGCAACGACCCCAACGAGUCCGAGGUCGAUCGGACCGCCCGCAGGGUGGGCGAGAUGCAGCUCAACGACCAGCGCCAGGCUGCCAAGGACAGCGCUGCCCUCGCCUUGGAACGUGGAGAUAGUCAGUCGGCGAAGCCAACCUUCAAGGUUGCCUUGCGAGAAAAGAAAAAUAUCCGGCCUCCAACCGAGACUGCUGCAGACGAGUUUGACCAGGAUAGCCAUCUCAUGGUGGAUAACUACAAGCCCAAGACGGGGGACAGGUCGAGAACUUUCACGGAACAGGUACCGUAG
Molecule: messenger RNA, 807 nt
Organism: Geosmithia morbida
Lineage: Eukaryota; Fungi; Ascomycota; Sordariomycetes; Hypocreales; Bionectriaceae
Exons: 1
Coding region: 1-807 (268 amino acids)
Cellular component (GO): cytoplasm; nucleus
Molecular function (GO): RNA polymerase core enzyme binding; RNA polymerase II CTD heptapeptide repeat phosphatase activity
Source: RefSeq, a predicted model, not a curated record